ACUCAGGGAGCGCAUGCAGAAAACAACCUGGUCUCAGAGUUGGCAACUGACAAAGGCGGUGGCGCGCUCUGCGCGUGCACAGCAGGCAGCGGAGCCUCCCAGGGCCCUACAGCCGAAGCCCAGAGGGUGCGAGUGACACCGGAGGGCAAGCGGCGCGUGCGCGAACCCGUGGGCAUGGCUGAUUUUGGAGCAGAUGAGCCCUCCUCCAAGUCGGACAGUCCUGAGCCAGAGGGCAGUGGCUCUGAGGACAGAUCACUGCUCCAUCAGAGGCUGGCUAUCAGAGAGCUCAUCGACACAGAGGUCUCCUACUUGCACAUGCUCCGAGUGUGUGCCUCUGACAUCAGGAGCCGCCUACAGCAGCUGCCACCAAGAGAUCUGGACAUCCUGUUCUCGAACAUUGAUGACAUCAUCCAAGUGAGUGGCAGAUUCCUUCAGGGGUUGCAGGAGACAGCCUGCAGAGAAGAGGAACAAACGUACCUGAUUGGUAACUUAUUUCUAGAAUUCCAAGAGGAGUUUGAACAAGUCUAUAAAAUCUACUGUGCCAACUACGACCAGGCCCUGCUGCUGGUCAAGGAGUACCAGAAGGAGCCAGAACUACAGAAGUCCAUCCAGGGCAUCAUCGAAGCAGCAGUCCCGCAGGCUGGACCUUCAGGUCUCAGUUUCUUGCUUGUAAUUCCUCUGCAGAGGAUUACCAAGUACCCCCUGCUGCUGCAGAAAAUCCUGGAGAACACACCCCUGGAUGCCAGUGCCCACCCUGUCCUUCAGAGAGCCACCUCUGCCCUCCAGGACGUGAACAACAAUAUCAACGAGUACAAGGCGCGAAAGGAAGUAGCUUUAAAGUAUACCAAGGUGGAGCAGCUGAGCCUUCGGGAGCGGCUGGCCCGCAUCAACACACACACUCUUUCCAAGAAGACCACCAGACUGAGCCAGCUGCUGAAGCAGGAGGCAGGGCUAGUACCCAGGACUGAGGACAAGGAAUUUGAUGACCUAGAGGAGAGAUUCCAGUGGGUGUCUUUGUGUGUGACAGAGCUCAAGAGCAAUAUGGCUGCUUACAUGGAUAAUCUGGAGACUUUCCUCUGCUUCAGGCCACACGAAUGGACUUUGGACAUUCCAGGGGGCCCUGCGGAACAGUACUGCAGCCUAGCCAGGGACCUUCAACUCGAGGCCUUCCUGCAGUUUAAACAGCGACUGAAAGGCCUGGUGUGGGAACCACUAUGCAGCCUGGCCAGAGCCCUGGCUGGCCCUCAGAACUUGAUCAAGAAGCGUCUGGACAAACUCUUGGACUUCGAGCGAGUGGAAGAGAAACUGUUGGAUGUGGGCAGUGUGACCUAUGAGGAGGAGGCAGCCCGGCACACGUACCAGGCACUCAACUCCUUGUUGGUGGCUGAGCUCCCACAGUUUAACCAACUGGUCACACAAUGGCUGGGCCAGAUCCUCUGCACAUUUGUGGUCCUCCAGAAGAGGCUUGCUGAUCAGGUGCUGCGAAGGGCAGAGAGCAGCAUGGCCCUGCUGCCUCAUCAGCAUGUCCCUGAGCCAGACUUCCGGAAGCUGCUAGAGGACACACUAGGCCAGAACAGUGGCCAGCUCCGCUCCUUUCAAGAGAACUUCGAGAAGGUGCUGCCACCCCCUACCACUCAGCCACUCCUCCCAGGCUCUGAGUACCAGCUUCAGGCUCUCCUGACCAAAUAUGGCCCCGGGAAGCUACACCAGGUGACAAGCAACAUCAAUGGGACUGGGGCUCUGGACCUGACACUGCCCCGGGGCCAAAUCGUGGCCCUUCUACAAAACAAGGACACUAAAGGCAACAACAGUCGCUGGUUGGUGGACACGGGAGGACACAGGGGAUAUGUGCCAGCUGGAAAACUUCAGCUAUACCACCAUAUCAUUCCCAGUGAGAAGGAGCCCAGAGGCCAGACAGGCAUACAUGAAGACUACUGGCUUCCAGCUCCAGAGCCCACCCAAUCCUCUGUCUCCACUGUCCCAACCAUGACCCAGGUGGUGGCAGCGUACCCUUUCGUGGCCAGGAGCACCCAUGAACUGAGUCUACAGGCAGGCCAGCCUGUAACAAUCCUAGAAGCCCAAGACAAGAAGGGGAACCCAGAAUGGAGCCUGGUGGAAGUGAAUGGGCAGAGGGGAUAUGUGCCUUCCAACUUUCUGGCCAGGAUCCCGAGCCCAACCCCCUGGGGCUGGAGUCUGUCCUCUUAGCACACCCUCGGGCCCACAUUCCUAAGGAGAGGGAGGGGUUUCAAGGUUGUGUGACCUAGCAGUCAUGAUGCAAAGCUAACUGAGGGUGAGAGGAGGGGAGGGCAUCCAGAAGGCAGCAGGGAGUGGUGACGAGGCCUUACUGAAUGCCUCGUGUGGGUGGCCACAGUGGGUGGCCACAGCAUUAUCACUCAUGUCUGCAUAAGGAAGCCAUCUCAGUACCACAACUGAUCAGCCAGGGCUUGCCACAGCUCGAAGCUGGUCCUACCUCUACCUCUUGCCUCUUUCAUGAAUAGGAUGAAUGUUGCCUGUGUGUCGGGUAGCACACGGGUGGGGGCAUCACCACAGAAGAGCUACCCGCCUCAGUGGUACCCUUCCCACAGCACUGCCAGGAGCCACCAUUGCUUUCUGACCGCCUUUUCUUUCUUGCCGCGUCGAGUUGAGUUACUACUAUGGACAGUGAACUGUGAAAAAUCCUGCUCAAAUGGAAGCCAUGGAUCCAGGCGAUUCUCUGCUGGCUCUGGGAAUGGGUAUGACCUACGCACAGUUCUGGAAGGUGUGUACAAAGCCACAGGUGGUUCCAGGGAAGAGGGGAACUUGAAGGAGGAUCAGCGGGGUGUGUGAGGCCGAUGGCAAUGGGAUAUCCUGCUGCUGUUUUCUUUGGACGAGGAGACAAUGGGACUUGGCAGUCAACCAUGGCGGAAAGUCUGUGAGAUAGGUGUCUACUGGCCUGGUGGGUUGAGUAGGUGAGGAAUAGCUUGGUUUCCCAGUUCUGGAGGAGGAGCCGGGGAACCCAGAUGGCCUAGGUUUGCUUCUGAGGGUCUGAAGGCAACAGAGAGCUGCAGUCAGGUGGAUGUGGGGGCUUAGGCAUAGGUUACAACGGCAGUUUCCACCUAGAAAGAACUAAGUCACAGGAUACAGUAAGGAUGACAGGAGACUGAGGAUGCAGAGGACCCUUGUCAACCAGGAAGUGUGACACCCAUGCAAAUAUGGUUAGUGAUGUCAGGCUAGCCCAGCCAUUGGCUAGCCUGGGUUAGCAGGGUGGAGCAGUCCCAUAGCCACCUCUCCUCUCAUGUCUAUGCUAACAGUGUGUCCUUCCCUGAAACCCAGGUUCUGCCAUGGGGCCCAGUCAGUAUGGAUUAACAACAGACACAUUUUGAGACAUACCCCAUUACAGGAUUUUGUUUUCUGUGAACACUGUGGAGUGUGCAAACUAACAAGGUUACAACAUCACUAGGUGAUGUAACCACAUGGGACCAUGACAAGCACACAGUCAUUGUGUGUAGCUGUUGGUUGCAUGACACACAACGGGAGUGCAGUCUAAGGAGCCAAAGUCCCAAUAGUACUUGGUGAGCAAGGCAUGUCUCAAAUCUGGGAACAGCAGCCCCUCAAAACUAGGGCCUGUUCCAGGAUGACAGACCCACUGGGGCAGUGUUGGGUGUAGUCACUACUGGGCAAUGUCAAAAGUCAUUAGAAGAUCCCAAGACAGAGAGAAGGGUGAUCCCCUGUGCUCUUUGUACGGCUGACAAAUUUGGAAUCAACCCUCUUGAGACAGUGUAAAACAGGUGACUAUUUCAGUGUUUUCAAGACUACAUCUGCUCUACAACUCAAGUGCCCAUUUGUUAUCUCUGGCUUCUGAAGGGCUCUUGAGAAAGGCAUCCUCAUCUGUGUCAGAUGGUCUGUAAUGUCCCUCCUCCGGGCUUGUUAAAGCAGGGAUACUGUGAGGCAAGAGCAAAACUCCCCAGUCCCUUCCCAAUCUCAGGUUCACCCGAGGAUGCUCUCAGUUCACUUUCUGUUCCCUUCUCAGCCUCCUGGUAAAAAUAGGAAGUGCAGACAGACAGGUGACACAGCGGGAACCGUACCUGCACCUGCGGCUUCCACACCUUUUUACUGCCAGCUCAUUGUGUGUUGAGACUCUAGCUUUGGGUUCUUAGCAUGGCUGCUCACUGCAAUGACCUGGGGAACUCUAAACUGCAGCAAACCAGCAGCCCACUCAGAGUAAGCUGAUGUCUUUGACCUGGCCAUGGCUAUGGCCUUGGGGUUCAGAAAGGUAACCGGGCGAAUCUCACAUGCAGCUACUAUAAAGACCUCUGCCCUAGACAUGCAGAGGUGAACAGCUAGAUCUGGGCACAGAGGUGGGAAAGGGUAAGAUAGGUUGUGUCCCAGCAGAGAUUUACACUAGCUGUCAAAGCAGGAAGCGUUAGAGGCAGUUUGAAAUAGGACAGCCUGUUCUGUCAGGUCCCAGAAUAUGUAUUUAUUAAGUGCCAUUAAAAGGGACCUGAACAAAAUUGGAUGUUCUUGUAGGCAUAAGGGAGAAAAAUGAAAUAUACUUAGAACCAAGGCUAUCUCAUGAAGGAGAAAUAAAAAUGCAUCCAGUACAUGUGGGUUAUAGUUUCUUGGACCAGGGGUGAGAUUAAAAGUCACGGGAGAGUGAGAGAAGGCUUACUGGGAAGAUGGAGCAUGGCCUGGAUUUUCUCCAGGGGACUCUGUGUAAUGUGCCUUUUACCCCCAAUGCCUAGAGCCAUUGCACUGUGUCUUAUUUAUUUCACUCUUGGGCUGUCACGUGCAUACUCACAAAGAUAGUUGCCUAAGAAUGGAACAAAACUCCCAGGAGCUGAAAGAUAGUUCACAUGGUAUCCUUGCUCUUCAAAGUGAAGUUACUACUCAUUAACCCUUUGAGAUCCAACUUAGUUUAGGAUACAAGGAGAUUGUAUUAUCCAAGAGGAGACGAGUGGAUUCUUGACUAACGUGAUGAGCAUGAUGUGAACUCCUGGCAAUAAAGGACUUUCUAUGACUCCC
Molecule: messenger RNA, 5001 nt
Organism: Phodopus roborovskii (desert hamster)
Lineage: Eukaryota; Metazoa; Chordata; Mammalia; Rodentia; Cricetidae
Gene: Arhgef37
Product: Rho guanine nucleotide exchange factor 37
Exons: 13
Coding region: 175-2205 (676 amino acids)
Cellular component (GO): cytoplasm
Molecular function (GO): protein binding; guanyl-nucleotide exchange factor activity
Source: RefSeq, a predicted model, not a curated record